Messenger RNA from Engraulis encrasicolus (European anchovy), 2244 nucleotides. Its product is annotated as GTPase IMAP family member 8-like. The coding region runs from base 1 to 2244 and encodes 747 amino acids. Lineage: Eukaryota; Metazoa; Chordata; Actinopteri; Clupeiformes; Engraulidae. The transcript has 6 exons. The record is from RefSeq and is a predicted model, not a curated record. Gene Ontology annotation, molecular function: GTP binding.
AUGCCGUUAAAGUCGGACAUCUACGACCGUGCCCUCCGUCCAGGUGUAAAAAGGUGCAGGAGAGGAGGAGAGGCGGCGGCCUCCAACGCUGCUUCUGGCAAACUUUUGAGUCUUGUCAAUCACAGUCAACGCGCCGCACCUGGGUUCCGGAAACCCGUGCUGCGCCUACAGAGGUGCUUACGUUCCACAGGUAUUGUUCCACUUCUAUCAGAUAUGAGGAUUGUGCUGCUAGGGGGGAGAAGAAUGGGGAAGAGUUCAUCAGGAAACACCAUUCUUGGCAGAGAGGAGUUUGAUACUUCAAUAAGAACAGCUGAGUGUGUGAAGAGAGAAGGAGACGCACAACGGACAGGAAGACACAUCACUCUAGUGGAGGUACCAGGAUGGUGGAAUAACUACACUAUCAAGCAAACUCCUGAAGGUGAUAAACGAGAGAUUGUGCUCAGUGCAUCUCUGUGUCCACCAGGACCCCACGCUCUACUCCUAGCCAUUAGGAUUGAUAUGAAAUUUGAAGAGGCCAUCAAAAAAACAGUGCAGGAACACCUGGAACUUCUUGGUGAGAGAGUCUGGGAUCACACCAUACUGCUCUUCACAUAUGGAGACAAGCUAGGACACAAAAGUGUGGAGCAGCAUAUUCAGGCUGGAGGCAAGGCUCUUCAAUGGGUUGUAGAGAAAUGUGGGAACCGGUACCAUGUCAUAGACAACAAGAAGAGUGGUGGUGGCCAGGUGACAGAGCUGCUGGAGAAGAUAGAAGAAAUGGUGGCAGGAAACUGUGGUCAACUCUUUGACUUUGAUCAAAACAAGCUGACUAAACUGAUGGAGAAGAAGAGGGAAGAAAAUAGAAGAGCAGAGGAGAGGAAGAGGAAGGUGCGGAAACAGAGAGAGACUCUCAGAUCAUCAGCAGGUGCUGUUCCACACAUUUCAGAUAUGAGGAUUGUGCUGUUGGGACACCGGGUUGGUGGGAAGAGUUCAUCAGGAAACACCAUCCUGGGCAGACAGGUGUUUGAUACUUCAGGAAGAACAGCUGAAUGUGUGAAGAGAGAAGGAGACACAGCAGGGAGACAUAUCACUCUAGUGGAGGCACCAGGAUGGUGGAAGAACUACACUGUAGAUAAAACUCCUGAAUGUGAUAAACGAGAGAUUGUGCUCAGUGCAUCUCUGUGUCCAUCAGGACCCCACGCUCUACUCCUAGCCAUUAGGAUUGAUAUGAAAUUUGAAGAGGCCAUCAAAAAAACAGUGCAGGAACACCUGGAACUUCUUGGUGAGAGAGUCUGGGAUCACACCAUACUGCUCUUCACAUAUGGAGACAAGCUAGGACACAAAAGUGUGGAGCAGCAUAUUCAGGCUGGAGGCAAGGCUCUUCAAUGGCUUGUAGAGAAAUGUGGGAACCGGUACCAUGUCAUAGACAACAAGAAGAGUGGUGGUGGCCAGGUGACAGAGCUGCUGGAAAAGAUAGAAGAAAUGGUGGCAGGAAACCAUGGUCAACUCUUUGACUUUGAUCAAAACAAGCUGACUAAACUGAUGGAGAAGAAGAAGCUAGAAAAUAGAAGAGCAGAGGAGAGGAAGAGGAAGGUGCAGAAACAGAGAGAGACUCUCAGAUCAUCAGCAGGUGCUGUUCCACACAUUUCAGAUAUGAGGAUUGUGCUGUUGGGACACCGGGUUGGUGGGAAGAGUUCAUCAGGAAACACCAUCCUGGGCAGACAGGUGUUUGAUACUUCAGGAAGAACAGCUGAAUGUGUGAAGAGAGAAGGAGACACAGCAGGGAGACAUAUCACUCUAGUGGAGGCACCAGGAUGGUGGAAGAACUACACUGUAGAUAAAACUCCUGAAUGUGAUAAGCAAGAGAUUGUUCGCAGUUUGUCUCUGUGCCACCCAGGACCCCAUGCUCUACUCCUGCUUAUUAAUGUAAGUGAGACAUUUACAGAUACACACAAACAAGCAGUGCAGGAACACAUGGAGCUUCUUGGUGAGAGAGUCUGGAAUGACAUCAUAGUGCUGUUCACGUAUGGAGAAUGGCUGGGAAACACAAGCAUUGAGCAGCACAUUGAGAGUGGAGGAGAGGCUCUGCAGUGGAUUGCACAGAAAUGUGGGAACAGGUAUGUUGCCUUUGACAACAAAAGGAGUGAUGGUAGCCAGGUGACAGAGCUGCUGGAGAAGAUAGAAGAGAUGGUGGUUGGAAACGGUGACUCUCUUCAAAAAUUUCCAGGGAGACAAGCACGGAGCAGAGACCGUCCACCUACAAGUUAG